UGCUUCCAUUUUUUUUCUUUUCCCGUACAUGCAUGCGCCAUAGAUCAGUGCUUGUUCCUCGCUCGUUGUUGUGUUGUUUUCAGGAAGACGGUUUGGUCUAUACAAUUAGAAGAUGAACUGAAUUAGUAUGUGUUUCCUGAAUCCUGAUCCCGAUCGUCGUGUUAUCUCUUAGUGAUGUUUUAGGGAAGAAGUUCUGUAAGUUUUAUACAUAGUUUCUUUUGAUUAUACGAUUAUAACCGGAUAAGAUUGGACGUCAUGUUCCUUUGGGAGCUAAUGGAGUUCAGGAUAUGCUCCAGAAAAGGAAAAGCGGUUCGAUUUGUGCGAUGGCAAUUGCCCGAAUCAGACAUGAGCACCUACAGCAGCUGAACCGUACGAUUUUUUUUUCAGUUGGUGAAUUCUAGUUGACAGUAGUCAGUAAAACGCACCUUAAGUUGAUUCAGUUCUAGAUUAGAAGAUGCAUGCAGUGAAUUAGUAUGUUUCCUGAUCCUUGUUAUUUAAUUUGUUCUUGAAUGUUUUCGGAGCUAGAGAGGUUCUGUUGGUUUCAUACGUGGUUCUAUCUUGGUUUGACGAUUAACUGAAUUACGUCCUCAUGUUCCUUUUGCCAACAUAAAGUUCAGGAUAUGCUCCAGAAAAGGAAAAGCAGUUCGAUAGGUGCGAUGAACCAUUACCCAAAUUAGACAUGAUGAACUCCUCUUCUGUUCAUAUAUGCUAAUAGCUACAUGAAAGUUUCAGGAUAACUGUCUGCGUGAGAAAUAAAAGAGACAAAACAAUCCAAACACGGCUACCAGUCCUCAAGGAAUUCAGUCAUCCUUCAUGAUCACCGUCCCUUUGCUUUAUUCCCUCUUACAACCAUCAUCCAAAUGCUUUAGUUUUCCCUGCUGCUGCAGCUGCUUUGCUCUUUUUUUUUCCACGAACAUCCAAAAGCCCUGUGUGACAGUCACAGAAAAGCCAUGCGUAUCCUCUCCAGCAGUCCAUGGAGCUUUCGUCACCGCCUCUCUUUUACCCUAAUCCUUGUUUAAAGCCAAGCUUUGUUGUAUUACACACCGGUCGCCUUGCUUUUCAGAUGCCUUUCACCUCUUUAUACACAUAUACCCCUGUCCCUGUCAUGACAGUCAAUCCAGACUCCAUAAACUACAUGUGCAGCAGUUGCAAGGCUAGCUUCUGAAUUUGGAACACACAAUAGCCCCAACUGUUUCAAGGAAGAGGAUGAGUGCUAUUAAAAUGGGGGGAAAACAACACUGUUUCCUGCAAGCUGCAACUGCCAGCACUCAGCACGACGGAUUUAGCACUAGGUGUUAAUGGCAGUUUGUUAUCAAAUUGGCAUCACGAAUCUGGUCAAUGCGAGUGAAACAGUAGCACAGUAGUAUUACAGUGUCGGAACCGGCGGUAAUCUUGCCCACAAAGCACGGCAAGAACAAAGCACUCCGAUCCUUUAGGGCGAUGCUUUGGGGCAAAGAAACACAUCGUUUUCGACCGAGGAUGUCAGUCGAGCGAGACGAAGCAGCUAGCCAGCUCGCCGCGGCGUUUCUUGGGUGUAGAUGACGGUUGGUAGCGGCGUCGACAUGGAGGCCGGCGGCGGCGCGGCGGCGGGCGGGUCCUCCGACGGCGAGGCGCGGUGCGGCGGGCGGUUCGUGGAGGAGUGGUGCUGCGCCUGCGCGGGGCUCCUCGCCGGGCCCAACCCGAUGAUGGCGCGGUACCUGUACGCGCUCAUCUUCCUCGUCACCAACCUCCUCGCCUGGACCCUCCGCGACUACGGCAACUCCGCCCUCGACGAGCUCCAGCGUCUCAAGGUCUGCCAGGGCGCGCGCUACUGCCUGGGAGCCGAAGGCGUGCUGCGGAUCAGCCUCGGCUGCUUUCUCUUCUUCUUCGUGAUGUUCCUGUCCACCGUGAACACGAGGAAGGUGCAUGAGUGCCGGAACUCGUGGCACUCGGAGUGGUGGCCGGCCAAGGUCGUCCUCUGGCUGGGCCUCACGGCCGUCACCUUCCUCGCGCCGUCGACGCUCGUCCAGCUCUACGGAAAGGUCGCACAUUUCGGAGCAGGGGCGUUCCUGGUGAUCCAGCUCAUCAGCGUGACCAGGUUCAUCAUGUGGCUCAACGACUGCUGCCAGUCGGAGACCACCCGGAAGAAAUGCCACCUGCAGAUUCAGGUUGUGUCCAUCGUCACCUACGUCGGGUCGCUGCUGGGGAUCGUGCUCAUGUACGUGUGGUACGCGCCGAGCCGGGCCUGCAAGCUCAACAUCCUCUUCAUCACCGUCACCCUGGUGCUCGUGCAGCUCAUGACCUUCGUCUCCAUGAGCUCCAAGGUAAAGGCAGGGUAUCUGGCGCCGGGGCUGAUGGGGAUCUACGUCGUGUUCCUGUGCUGGUCGGCAAUCAGAAGUGAGCCUCACACGGAGAUCUGCAACAAGAAGGCAGCAGUUGCAACGAGUGCGGACUGGGUGAACAUCGCGAGCUUUGUGAUCGCGGUCAUAGUCAUCGUGGCGGCGACCUUCUCGACCGGAAUCGACUCCAAGUGCCUCCAGUUCAAGAAGUCGGACGGGGAGUCGGAGGAGGACGACAUCCCCUACGGGUUCGGCUUCUUCCACCUGGUGUUCGCCAUGGGCGCCAUGUACUUCGCCAUGAUCUUCGUCGGCUGGAACGCGCACCAGACAAUGGAGAAGUGGACGAUCGACGUCGGGUGGGCGAGCACGUGGGUGCGCAUCGGCAACGAGUGGCUAGCGGUGAUCGUGUACAGCGAAUGCUUGCUUGCAAUUGCAGUAUGGAUGAUGAUCGCGCCCAUCAUCUGGAAGACACGGCAGGUGGGAUCAUCGGCGGAGACAUGAACUGAUGAACAAUCAACCACUAAUGUGACAUCAGAAAGCACCAAAAAAAAGAAAAGAAAAGAAAAGGAAGAGGUCUGAUCAAGAAGAGUUCAAGACGCACUGCCUGCUGGUCAGCUAAUUUUUGCUAAGCAGAAGAGGUGAAGGGAAGCCAAGGAGGGAGCUAGUAGUAUUAGUAGUAACACCCAAGUAACCAAGGCGGCUUGAAGCUCGGCUGAGGAAGCGCUCCUCAUCGAUCGGACGAUCGCUGCACAAAACUGAAAGCGUCAUCUUUUGCUUGUCGCUGAUUCUCGCUGCAUUGAUGCCUCGACAAAAGCAAGGCAGCAUGCUACAUGCAAUUGUUGUAUAAACAAGCACGGGCAAGUUGUAUCAGUAGCUGCAGAGGCCGGAAUAAAGACUUGCCUUCGCAAA
Messenger RNA from Panicum virgatum (switchgrass), 3227 nucleotides. Its product is annotated as probable serine incorporator. The transcript is spliced from 13 exons. The record is from RefSeq and is a predicted model, not a curated record. Gene Ontology annotation, cellular component: membrane. The coding region runs from base 1539 to 2819 and encodes 426 amino acids. Lineage: Eukaryota; Viridiplantae; Streptophyta; Magnoliopsida; Poales; Poaceae.